Messenger RNA from Scomber japonicus (chub mackerel), 2623 nucleotides. RefSeq names its product sorting nexin family member 30 (gene snx30). Gene Ontology annotation, molecular function: phosphatidylinositol binding. The transcript is spliced from 9 exons. The record is from RefSeq and is a predicted model, not a curated record. NCBI's taxonomy places the organism in Eukaryota, Metazoa, Chordata, Actinopteri, Scombriformes, Scombridae. Bases 172 to 1503 code for a protein of 443 amino acids.
UAGGAGUCAGCUGACAGUAGUGACCAACCAGCGGGUGUAACAUCUCCACUGAGCUGAACCUUAGCGGAGGAAAAGGAAGGAACCUGUCGUCCGUUUUCACUCUAUCAACCGCGGAGAACCGGACAGCCGUCACCCUCCCACACCCGGCCACGUCUCCUCGCCUCCCGCAGGAUGAGUGUCGGUGCUCCGAGAGGCCUGGCCAGCUCGGGGCAGAAGCCCAUCGCGGAGAUCCUCCACCCGCUGUCCGCCGCCGAGGAGCCGCUGUCCCCGGGGCUAGAUGUCACUGUCACCGUCGGGGUGGACAAGGAAGCUGGGCUGACCAAUGGCACGCCGGUCGAGACGUCAAGUCCCGCCUCUGCGUCCUCGCUGUUCAACAGGCUGCAGCUGGAUGAUGACCUGGAAGCAGACGCCAGGGACCCCUACGCCUCCACCGAGACCCGCGACCUUUUUGUCACAGUCGACGACCCAAAGAAGCACGUCUCCACCAUGGAGACCUACAUCACCUACAGAGUCUCCACCAAGACGUCGCGGAUAGAGUUUGACCUGCCGGAGUACUGCGUGCGGCGGCGCUACCAGGACUUUGACUGGCUGAGGAUCAAGUUGGAGGACAGUCAGCCGACCCACCUCAUCCCCCCGUUGCCAGAGAAGUUCGUGAUGAAGGGCGUAGUGGAUCGCUUUUCGGAGGAGUUUGUGGAAACGCGAAUGAAAGCUCUGGACAAGUUCCUGAAGCGAGUCGCUGACCACCCCGUCCUCUCCUUCAAUCCUCAUCUAAACGCUUUCUUGUCUGCCAAGGACCUGAACAAGCGUCAAGGUUUGGCCCUGCUGACCAAGGUUGGCGAGUCGGUGAAGCACGUGGCUGGAGGCUACAAGCUGCGGGCACGGCCAGCUGAGUUCUGUGCCAUGGGGGAGUACCUGGACACCUUCUCCCAGAAACUGGGAACCAUCGACCGUAUUGCUCAGAGGAUCCUCAAAGAGCAGUCAGAGUACCUAACAGAGCUUCGUGAGUACGGCACAGUGUACUCCAGCUGGGCGGGGUCGGAGGAGGAGCUGCAGCGCCCCCUGGAGGGCGUGGCAGACAACGUGUCAACAUGCUGCAGAGGACUGGUUGACCAGAGCGAGAACAUGAGUCAGGACUUCCUGCCUGUACUCAGAGAAUACAUCCUUUACAUAGAGUCCAUGAAGAACGUCUUGAGGAAGCGAGACCAGAGCCAGGCGGAGUACGAGGGACGACUAGAAGCUGCCAUAUUGCGUAAACAGGAGGACAGAACGCCUAUCCCAGUGGAAGUAGAAAAAUGCCAGGACAAAGUGGAGUGUUUUAACGCUGACCUGAAAGCAGACUGGGAGCGCUGGCAGAGCAACAAGAGACAAGACUUUAAGCAGCUUCUCACUGGCAUGGCCGACAAAAACAUCAACUACUAUGAAAAGUGCCAGUCCGCGUGGGAGUCGCUCAUAACUCUCCUCCAGGACAAACAGACUGAGGACAAAACAAGCGAGACGAACUGAAACAUCUCCUCAUGUCUCAGACCCCAUUCUCUCUGUAUCACACACACUCUCUCUCUCUCAUGCCAAGGAAAAGGACCAACAGGGGCGGCAGAUUUUAACUGCUGGAUUUAGCCCCAGUUCUCCUGUGAGAUGAUUGUAUGGAGGGGAGUCGUCUCUCUGCAAAGGAGGUAACGAACGGUGCAUUCAAGGACAGCAGGGAAAGAGGAGAGACCUACUAUGUACAGACAUUUUCCUUUUUGUUUUACGUCGUUGUUCUUAUUGACUUUUUCUACUUCAUAUUUCCAGUUAACAGUCGUUUGCCAAUGCUACUUAUUUAACAACAGUCUCAGAGAGACGUGUUUUCAGUCUUUUCUUUCCAUUUUCACAUCAAGCUGAAUGUGAAGCUUAAUUCUUCAGCGCUGCAGAAGUUUUUUUGUUGUUUUUUUUUAAAGCAUAUUUUUAUUGGGUAUGAAGUAUGAAGUAUUUGGACCCCUGUAAGGCUGUAAUCGCCGGUGAAAAUGUAACACUAACACUCUCCAAAGAAACAAGCUCCUUAAAAACGAUUUUUCAGUAUCUUAUAUCUUAUCAUUUAAAGGGCAGACAGGUUAUUCUUUCAUGUUUCAGCCCAGAAACUCUGUACUUGUAACCAUUACUGCUGACCCUCAAAUGUUACAGUUUUCCUCGCUUCCAUUUGUCUCAGUGCACUAUGAAAACCAACUUGCAGAAACUUGAAAUUGUGGCAUCAAAGCUUCACAACAUGGCCUUGUGUUCGACCAGAAAAGUCGAGGGGGGGAAAAAAGUAGGAAGUGUAGCUACAUAUGUUAACAUAAGACAUCUGUAAAAGUCUCUGUCAGCUCUUCAAAGGGAAACUUUAGGAUUUAUUUGACAUAUUUUUGAUUCACACCUUUUACAGAUAAAUAGACUGUAAGAAAAGCUGUUUAACAAUGACGACACAGGUGUGUGUGUGUGUGUGUCUGAGUUGAACACUGAGCUUUAUGAGGAACGUGAUGUAUUUUUUUUAGUUUUUACCCCGUGAAGCUGAGCUCUGAUAUAAACUGUAGAUUUGGUUAUACAUUUGUGUUGUGGACGAGUACAGUGCAGCAGUGCCACCUGGUGGUCAACCUGCUGAUUAAUUUUCAUC